CCGGAGGUUUUCUUUGGAGAAAGUGAAUUUGUGUGGAGUUUCGGCGUAAUGGUUUAAUAUUCAUAGGCAUUUGCUCGUUCCCAGACGUUAGUGGAGACGCAAGACAAUUCGUACUUUACGUCCGCGUUCUUUUUUUGUACAGCAUUGUUCAUAACAUUCGGAGCUUUCCUUUGGAGGGGUUCCGCGCGUGGUUGUGUUGGGCGCUCGUUUCGCGGCCGUGCGUGUUUCCUCACCGUCUGAGCGGUCGGUCCUUCCAGUUUGUGCCCUGAAGCACAGACUGCCUGUCGAGUGUUUUAUUUUUGAGCCGUUGUCUUUUAAAGAUGGUCAAGGAAGAGCUGUCAGACGAUGGCGAGAACUCCAACCACAAGAGCAGCAAGAGCUCCAAACGUGAAGCUGAUGAAAGCCCAAGUCACGAAAAGGAUGGUCCGAGCAAGCCCAAAAAGCCAAGGUUCAAAGACGAUGAGAAAGGGCGCGAGUACGAAUGCAAGCUGUGCGACUGCAAGUUCUUCACAUUGGGCCAGUACUCGGUCCACAUCCAGAGCUUCGAGCAUCGCAAGCGCGCAGUCUUACAGACGGCCGACAAGGCCUUCAGCGAGGCACCCCAGUACCGAGGUGGCCGUGAUGGUGACCUGCCACCCGGUCUGUCAGGCCGUAAGGUGGUCCACUGCAAGGUAUGCAAUGUGUUCACCAACAGUGCCAAGCAGCUGGCCGAGCACCUGAACGGGGCACGUCACAAGCAAGUCUGCUUCAAGUUCAACGUGCCCAUCACCACCUUAGAGCUGACGAGCGACGACACAACCACCCUCGAAGGCACUCGGUUGCAAGGUGACAAGUUGAAGUGCAAAUGCUGCUCAGUAGAGCUCACCUCCAUGGAGCAGUAUAAUGCGCACAUGGCCAGCAACAAACACAAGCUGGUAAUGCAGAAAAAGCCAGUGAAACCUGAACGCAAAAUGAAGAAGGCCCUCAAGCCUUUCUACAAAAGCAAAACAGACGAGGAAAAGAAAGAGAAAUCAGACUCCAAGACCGAAAAGGAUAAGGACGAGGAGAAAGACAAGCAGAAGGACAAAAGCAAUGAAAAGGAGAAGGAUAAAAAGGACAAAGAGGAGGACAAAGUGUCGGACAAGGAUGAAGCUGACAGAAGCGUCAGCAGCAACAAGGUGCGGGAGAAGUACCAGCUUAAUCUGCUCGAUGAAUUGAGCGAACAGCCAACCCUGCGCAAUGAGCUCGAUUUCAUUCGUUCCCAUCGGCCGAAGAAAGACAAGAAGACUAUUCCGAAACCAGUGCCCUACAUGUGCGACAUCUGCCACGUGUUCGGCAAGUCUGCCUUUGAGCUGAACGAACACUUGACUAGUGAAGGGCAUAAAGAAGCUCUGCGCAAGUUUCUCAAAGGCGAAAAGUCGCCCCCUGACAAGGACAGCAAGGACAGCAAGGACAGUGACAAGCCUACCGAGGUCAAGGACUCUGAAGACAAAAAGCCCAAAAAUCCGGAGCUGUAUUGUGAUGUGUGCCAGCUGCUGCUGCCUUCGUUGGGCACAAAACGCGAGCACGAAAAAAGCAAGAAGCACAAGUUUCUUGAAGCACUUAGGAAGAACGGCAAGACAGAAUCGCGUUCCAAAGAGGCUACCUCCGCGAAGAAGUCGGAAUCGACAAAGACAGUCACUGCAGCUAGGACAGCAAAAACUCUUCACUGCAGUGUCUGCCAAAUGGAUUUGGAGUCAAAUGAAGCCAUGGAAGAGCACAUCGAGAGCAAAAAACACAAGUUCCUUUCUGCAUUGAAGCCAGUGCCUCUAGCGCCUGUCCGGCGGCCGGAAGAAGGCACCAGGCACAAACGCUCCGGGUCACGUGACAGUGGUCCUGACAGGCGUGAAUGGCGACGUGGUAAGCGUCGUAAUGAAGAGGAAGAAGAAGAGAUCCCCGAGCUGGCAGCUGUGGCUCUGGAGCGACGGGCACUGCAAGCACAGCUGGCCCAGCGGCGGCAAGAGAUCGAAGAGCAGCGCCGCCUUAUUGCAGAGCUGCGCGAGGAGCAGCACCUCGAGGCAGAGAAGGCUGCACUGAGGCACAUGAUUGACGAAUGCCGCAAGCUGAUCGAAGAGCGGGAGAAGAACAAGCGCCGUGCUGCUGAGGUAGAAGAAAGGAUUUCACGUAAGACAGCCAAGUCUGUCCAGUGGCACCCUAGUGUUACGACAGUGAAAAAAGAACCAGAGGAUCCCCGUUGGGCCAAGAGCCGCGACUAUGAGGAGCCACGAGAACGACUUAGCCUUGUGAAGAAGGCGCAAGAGGAAUGGGAGAGAGAACAGCUUGAGAAGGCCAGAAGUCGGGGCCAUGCACAGCCUGCUUCCACCACUGUGAAGCAGGAGGAGGAUGACUGGGAAAAGGAGCGCCCUUCUGGAGAGUCCAGUAUCUUUGGUUUCACGUCCUUUUCACGAUGGGACGGCAAAAUCCCACUUCUGGACACGCCUGUUGAAACGGUCGACACUGACACAUCACGGCCUAGCAGCCUCCCUGUUCAGUCUCGGGAAAGUACGCCUACUUUCCGAGGCCCCUUAGCGGGCGAAGACAGGAUGAUUGAGCCUUUUUCUCAUGGUCGACCUUUUGGGCAAGUGGAUGAAGGUGCUGUUUUCUCUCAGGAGUCUUUAGGGAAUUCUGGCACCAACUGGCCCGGUGCAGUGCACAGCCCGCCAGUGUGGAGCGGUGUUUCCCAAGACUCGCAUGACUGGAACCGUCCAGUGUUGUGCACCCCAUCAAGCAGUGUGCAACUGCUGGGGGAAAAACCAGGACCCAUGAGGGAUGGGCCUAGCCACCUUGGCGAGAAGUCCAGCCUUCUUGGGAGCAGGCAAGGGCUUCUGGAAGACAGUCCAAGCCACCUCAUGGAAAGGCCCAGCCUUCUUGGAAGCAGGCCAGGUCUCCUAGAAGACAGGCCAAGCUUUCCGGAAGACAGGCCAAGCCUCCUUGGAGAAAAUCGCAGCCUUCUUGGAAGCAAGCCAAGUCCCCUGGAAGACAGGCCACGCUUCCUGGAAGACAGGCAACACUUUCUGGAAGACAGGCCAAGCCUCCUAGGGAGCAGGCCAAGCCACCUGGAAGACAGGCCAAGCUUCCUUGGAGAAGAUCGCAGCCUUCUUGGAAGCAAGCCAAGUCUCCUGGAAGACAGGCCACACUUCCUGGAAGACAGGCCAAGCCUCCUUGAUGGCAGGCCUAGCCUCCUAGGGAUCAGGUCAAGCUACCUGGAAGACAGGCCAAGCUUCCUUGGAGAAAAUCGCAGCCUUCUUGGAAGCAAGCCAAGUCUCCUGGAAGACAGGCCAAGCCCCUUUGAUGGCAGGCCUAGCCUCCUAGGGAGCAGGCCAAGUCACCUGGAAGACAGGCCAAGACUCCAUGAUGGCAGUCCUAGCUUCGUAGGGAGCAGAACCAGCCUCUUAGGUGACAAGCCAGGCCUCCUUGAGGUCAGGUCAAGUCUUUUGGAAGAGAGGCCUGAACAGCAUUCACAAUUUUGGGGCCAGCCAUCGCAGCGGCCCACAACCGAGCCUGAACCAUGGGGAGGAAGCUCAUCUCUACGCAUACCAGGCCUUGAUCUUGUAUAGUUUCAAGUGUGUCAGUAAUCUGAUGAGUGAAACAUCAAGUGAUGGAGAUUCACUUGUCUUGACUGUUACAUUGACAAAUGUGCUUGCUAUAGCAGCAUUCCUAUACUAUAGCCUUCAUAUGUUUUAAGCUUGAUUUUGGGCAUUGACAGCUGCAUGCUAGCCCACACAAGGCGUGAAUGGAAUUCAUGAGUAUGAAUGAAAGGUGAAG
Rhipicephalus sanguineus (brown dog tick) is the source of this 3783-nucleotide messenger RNA. RefSeq lists its product as uncharacterized. Lineage: Eukaryota; Metazoa; Arthropoda; Arachnida; Ixodida; Ixodidae. Bases 321 to 3575 code for a protein of 1084 amino acids. The transcript has 17 exons. Gene Ontology annotation, molecular function: zinc ion binding; nucleic acid binding. The record is from RefSeq and is a predicted model, not a curated record.